AUGGUGAAUGAAAUUGGUACUGAACCUGAAGGAUCUUCAAGAACAUUAACAACUGCAUUGGAUUAUAAUCAACCUCUCUUCCUCGGUCCUUCAGAUAUAAGUGGAAUCCCGAUCAUUUUCUUUCAAUUAACAGGUGUUGAGAACUUUUCUAUUUGUUUUGGAUCUAUGUGUAUUGCCCUGUUAGGAAGGAAUAAGUUAAGUAUUGUUGAUGGCACUUGCUCUAAAGAUAAAUUUUCAAUUGAUCUGGGAAGCCACUGGGAGAGGGUAAAUGCAAUUGUCCUAUCUUGGAUUAUGAAUUCUGCCUCUAAAGAACUUCUAGGAGGAAUCAUGUAUGCAUCAGUUGCUAGUGUUGUCUGGGCAGAGUUGUAUGAAAGAUUUCACAAAAUAGAUGGUGCAAGAACUUUCAAUUUACACAAAGAAAUUGCAACCCUUUCUCAAGGGAAUGCAUCUCUGUCUUCUUAUUUCUCAAAAUUAAAAGACUUGUGGGAAGAAUUUGAGGCACUAGUGCCUACACCUAGAUGCAAGAAGCCAAAUUUUACUCAUGACCCCCUUCCUUCUAUAAAUCAGGCAUAUGCCAUGGUCAUAAGUGAUGAAAGUCAUAAAGCUACAACAAUUCAUGCUGGAAUCUUGGGAACUAGUCCUGUUGUUAUGUCUGGAAAUAACUGUAAGUUAGCAAUGUACACAAGACAUGAAAAUGGUGGGAGUAAUCCUCAGAAGUUUAAGAAAAAUUACAACCUUCAAUAUGAUUUCUGCAAAUUGAAAGGACAUACUAGAGAGACUUGCUGGAAACUUGUUGGUUAUCCAAAUGAUCACAAGUUCAAGAAAAAGUCUAAGAUGGAAGGUAGCAAUGCAGCUUAUAAUGUGUCUCCUAGUACACAGCUCGGUCAUCAUGGUCUAGGAUCAUGUAAUCAACAUGCAAGGCAAGGUUUUCAGUCUCAUGAUACAGGAAUUCAAGUUGGUUUUGAUGUUCAGAUGAAUCAAAUAAGUCAAGUGGGAAGCGUACCAUUUACUAAAGAGCAAUAUGAGCAAAUCUUGAGAAUGAUUAAUAGCAACAACACUGGCUCACAUGCAGAAGAAUCAACAAAUGCUGCUACCACUUUUAAUGUAGGUAUUAGUGCUUUCUCUGCAUCUGUUAAGUCUAGAGAAUGGAUUAUAGAUAUGGGGGCUACUAAUCACAUGGUAGCUGAUUUAGAUUUACUCCUUGGACACUCUACAACAAAGUUAGACAUACCAAGAGAUGUGUAUUUGCCAAAUGGUGGUACUACUAAAGUAACACAUGUGGGAAGUAGUUGCUUAUCAAAAGAUAAUGUGGAACUUUACACUGGAAAGGUGGGGGGGAUUGGUAAGCCUGCUGGAGGACUAUAUCUAUUGGUUGGACAGCAAGACAAUGAGAUUUCACAGCAUGCAGCUAAUAAAGUGACAAAUGGUGGUACAUUUACAAUAAGUAAUGAUGACAUAUACCUUGGGCACAGAAGAUUAGGUCAUGUGUCCACUCAUGCUCUAAAGAAAAUAGUUACUUCUGAUAUUCGAAGUAUAGAAGAUAGAAUAAGGAAAUGUACGACAACCUGUGCUUAUACACCUCAGCAAAAUGGUGUUGUUGAGAGAAAGCACAGGCACAUCCUAGAAGUCACAAGAGUAGUCAGGUUUCAGGGUGCUAUUCCUAUACAUCUUUGGGGUUAUUAUGUGUUAGCUGCAGUGGACAUUAUUAAUAGGUUACUUAGUUCAGCUAUUGAUUAUCAAGUUCCUUAUGAGAGGUUUUAUGGUAAGAAAGCUAACUACGAUCACUUGAAAGUGUUGGGAUGUCUAUGCUAUGCUAAAGUGCUGAAUGAGCAUGACAAGCUAAUGCCUAGAGCUAGAACUACUGUGUUGACAGGGUACUCUAACACACAGAAAGGAUAUGUUCUCUAUGACAUAUCUAGCAAAUUUGUGUCUGUGUGUAGAGAUGUUUUAUUUAGGGAAGAUAUAUUCCCAUUUAAAGUGAACAAAGAUCAAAAUAAGUCACAUGUUCAUAUAUUUCCAUUGGAAGAUCAAUUUCCAGUAGUAGGUGAUGUUGUGACACCUCUGAAGAUUCCAUUAACUACGAAAUCUUAA
Molecule: messenger RNA, 2091 nt
Organism: Capsicum annuum
Lineage: Eukaryota; Viridiplantae; Streptophyta; Magnoliopsida; Solanales; Solanaceae
Exons: 4
Coding region: 1-2091 (696 amino acids)
Molecular function (GO): nucleic acid binding
Source: RefSeq, a predicted model, not a curated record